Megalops cyprinoides (Indo-Pacific tarpon) is the source of this 1065-nucleotide messenger RNA. RefSeq names its product putative C->U-editing enzyme APOBEC-4. The coding region runs from base 1 to 1065 and encodes 354 amino acids. NCBI's taxonomy places the organism in Eukaryota, Metazoa, Chordata, Actinopteri, Elopiformes, Megalopidae. The transcript is spliced from 2 exons. The record is from RefSeq and is a predicted model, not a curated record.
AUGUGGGGACAGGUGUCUGACGCCACGGAGUGCUCCCAUUGUCCUCAUCACGUUCGCACAGGGACAGAGGCGCCUGUGUCCUUCUCGGAGUUCUGCGAGGCCUUCGGGUUUCCCGCCGGCCCCUCGGGCUCCCACACAUUGCUGCUCUUCUAUGAGCUUCGCGGCCCCGGCGGAGCUGUGGUGCAGAGCGGACGGGCCAGCGGCUGCCCCCGCCUCAGACUGCACCCGGAGACCCUGCUCUUUGCCUCGGAGGGGUACCUGCCGACAGUGCUGGAGGCGGGUGAGGAAGUCAGCUACAUCAUGCUGUACAGUAACUACACCCCCUGCCAGGAGCUGCCCAGCAUGUGCGCCAGCGUCAUGGUGGCCUUCAUGGAGCAGCACCCAUGGGUGCGCCUGGACCUGCUCUUCUCCCAGCUCUACCACACACAGCAGGGCUGGCCCUGCAGCAGGGAGAACCAGGCAGGCCUGCGCAGCCUGGCGGCGCUGUGGCCACGUGUCACCCUCAGCCCUAUAUCCGGGGGUACCUGGGGCCAGCUGUUGCACCUCUUUGUGAGGGACACUGCCCUCUCCGCCCCCCAGCCACCCCCAAUGCCCGGCAGAGUGGCUGCUGACCGCCUCAAUGCCGUUCAGAUCUCGGCCAUCACGGGCGUAGGCCCGGCCUUCUUGGACCUGCCCCCCGAGAAGGAGUCUGACUACCAGAAAGUCUCACAGGCCCCACCGCCCUGCGUGAAACCAUUGACCUUGCUCCCACCCCCACAUCUGCACACCUCCAUACCCUAUGGCCUCCCCCCACAGGAGCCCCCUGCCAGCCGGGCCCCCUACCACGUUGAGCCCCCUGCCAGCCGGGCCCGCCCCCGUCCAGUCAACGUGGUGAGACACGUGCGGCUGCCUCCUCCUGGCCCUGGCCGGCCCGAAUCCUCUCGGUCCUCAUCCCCUUCCUCUUCCUUGUGUACCCUGCUGCUCCCAGGACGCCCAGUAGAGGUGUUGCAGGUGACAGAGAGGGAGCUGCCAAUCAGCCAAUCACAGCGGAACAACUCCAGAAAAGGGAGGUCCCAACACAAAUAG